GGUUGUCUUCGUGCCAUGGUGUAUCAUUCUUCGCCACGGAAGAAAAUGACCCGGUUGCUCAAAUGCUUUAUAGGAUUGACUUUCGGAUUAUCAACUUGGAGCAAGGCAUUAUUUAUAGGAUUGGAAUCUGUAAAGGAACGCCAUGGAAUCUAAGGUGCUGAAAAUGGCGAAGCAUUUUCUAUUUGCAAUAAUACUUCAUGGUGCUUUUGCCCUCACAGUCCUCGUUCAUUCCCAGGAUCAAUUAGGCUUCAUCAGCAUCGACUGUGGGAUACCAGAUGGCUCAAGCUAUAAAGAUGGAAUAACAGAUAUAUACUACACUUCAGACUCAAGCUUCACAGAGACAGGUGCAAAUGGGAAUAUUUUACCCCAAUACAGGAGCAAUAAUCCUGAACAACAGUUGUGGACUGUCCGCAGUUUUCCUGAAGGAGCCAAAAACUGCUACACCUUAAGACCUUCACCAGGCAAAGACAGGAACUAUUUGAUCCGAGCGAGUUUCAUGUAUGGGAACUAUGACGGCAAAGGCCAAACCCCAACAUUUGAUUUGUAUCUUGGAGUAAACAGGUGGGAUACAGUUGCAGUGUCAGAUGCAUCAAGUACAAUAUCCAAGGAAAUUAUUCAUUUGUCCUCAUCAGAAGACAUCUAUGUUUGUCUUGUAAACACAGGCUAUGGGACCCCUUUCAUAUCAGUAUUAGAGCUAAGACCUUUGCCGAACAAUACCUACAUACCUAAAUCAGGAUCGCUGGAGCUCUUUGAUCGGGCGAAUUGCGGCUUAGUCAAUCAAACUUACAGGUACAAAGAUGAUGUUAUUGACCGCAUAUGGUCACCCUUUGGCACAAGUCUGUGGAGAAACAUUAGUACCAUUCAAACGGUUGAUUCAAGCUACAAUUCUUUCCAAUUACCAUCAGUUGUCAUGAGUACUGCAGUCACGCCAUUAACUACAAAUGAUUCCAUAGGCUUGUAUUGGUCUCCCGACAAUGCAACCUCCCAAUAUUAUUUUUACAUGCACUUUGCUGAAAUUGAAAAGCUUCAAGCAAAUCAGUCUAGAGAAUUCAACAUCUUUCUGAAUGGGAAGUCGUGGUAUAAAGCUCUUUCUCCAAGUUACUUGGUCGCUACUACAAUAUUCAGCCCAACAUACAGAACAAAACCAGACAAUGAAACUUAUUUUCAGAUUUGGAUCAAUAAAACCGAGACUUCAACCCUUCCACCCCUUCUCAACGCUAUCGAGAUUUACACAGUGAAUCAGCUUUUACAAGCACAAACAGACCAAAAAGAUGUUGAUUCUAUCAAGAAUAUCAAGUCAAUGUAUCGAAUAAAGAGAAACUGGCAAGGAGAUCCUUGUGCCCCUAGAGAUUACUCGUGGGACGGUCUUAAUUGCAGCUACAGUAAUUUUGAUCCACCCGGCAUCAUAUCCUUGAACUUGUCCUCAAGCGGAUUGACAGGGAAGAUAGCUCCUUUCAUUUCAAAUCUCACAAUGAUGCAGUAUUUAGAUCUAUCAAACAAUAGCUUAAAUGGAACUGUUCCAAUUUUUCUGUCACAGUUGCAACUCUUGCGAGUUCUAAACCUACAAAAUAACAACCUCUCAGGGUCCAUUCCUAUGGAACUCAUUGAAAAAUCAAAUAAGGGAUCGCUUUUGCUCAGUGUCGGAGGAAAUCCAAAUCUUGCUAGUAAUGGAGGAAAUCCAAAUCCUUGUGUGUUGAGUCCUUGCCAAAAGAAAAAGAAUAUUGUUAUUCCAGCAGCAGCAGCAAUUGUCGGAUUGGUCAUCCUCUUAUUAUGCGGGCUUGCUCUCUUAUGGCAUCUUAAAAGGAGGAAGAAAGCAGAUGUGCCUGCAUCCAAUGAACAAGGUGGGGUGUUAGAAUCCAAGAAACAGAAGUUCACAUACUCAGAGGUCCUGAACAUUACCAAAAAUUUUGCAAGCGUUACUGGGAAAGGAGGCUUUGGAACAGUUUAUCAUGGCUACUUAGACGGUUUUCAAGUUGCUGUGAAGAUGCUUUCACCAUCAUCAGUUCAAGGGUAUAAUGAAUUUCUGGCGGAGGCCAAUUUUCUCACAAGAGUUCAUCACAAAAACAUAACUUCUUUUGUUGGAUAUUGCCAUGAAAACACCAAUAUGGGGCUAGUCUAUGAGUAUAUGGCAAACGGAAACUUGGCACUGCAUCUAUCAGAUAAAAAUGCAAGUUUCUUGAGUUGGGAAACUAGACUCAGAAUAGCGAUGGACUCAGCACAAGGAUUAGAGUAUUUGCACAAUGGCUGCAAGCCACCAAUUAUUCACCGGGAUGUGAAGUCUACAAACAUCUUAUUGGAUGAAAAUUUCCAGGCCAAACUCGCUGAUUUAGGUCUGUCUAGAGUUUUCCCUGGCGAAGGUGGAACUCAUGUCUCAACAAAAGUUGUUGGCACCCCAGGGUACCUUGACCCUGAGUACUAUGCAUCAAACUGGUUGAAUGAGAAGAGUGAUGUUUUUAGCUUUGGUGUUGUUCUAUUGGAAAUAAUCACAGGCCGACCUGCAAUUUCUAUAAAUCCUGAGAAAGUUCAUUUAAUUAAAUGGGUUAGUUCCAUGGUUGAAAGAGGGGAUGUUAAGAAUAUUGUGGAUCCAAGGUUAGAUGGAGACCCCGAUAUUAAUUCUGUUUGGAAAGCAAUAGAAGUGGCAAUGAUUUGUGUAUCUCCCACUUCCAUUGAAAGGCCAACCAUGACUUAUGUAGUGAUGGAGUUAAAGCAAUGCUUGGCAAUGGAAUUGGCUCGAGGGCAUGAGGGGUUUGAGACUGAUUCAAACCAAAUUAGUGGAAUUAACUAUGUGCAUACUGGACAGACACCCUUGGCAAGGUAGUAACUAACAAAUAUACAAAAUCUCACUUGGACCUUUUCCAAAAAGGUGUCUGCAAUAUGUGCAUAAAAAUAAAAGGCAACCUGUUAUCACAUAAACAUUGCCCCCCUUUGUGUGGUUUGUGUUCAAGGUUGGCUCCGUUCUUUAUUUACGCUUAGAAAAGAUAUAAGAGGCAGUUGUUUUGUUGGUGGAAUAUAAAAGUUGUUCAUGCAUGCUGUAUGAAGAUUUCAUAUUGUGAUUGAAGGAGAUGCAAUUAAAGCAGAAGCAGCUGCCAUUGUUCGGGCUCUAAAUCUUGCUAUUGGUGAAAAAUUCCAAGAUAUUGUGAUUGAAGGAGAUGCAAAACUCUGCUUUGAUGCACUUAAUGGGGAUGUCCAGAACUGUCACUAGAAUGCAAAGACCUUGCUAUCUAAUGCUGUGGAUAGCUCAAGGGUUAUUUUGCUAACUGUUGUUUUUGUUGGGUUAAGAGAGUCUGUAAUGCUAUAGCUUAUGCUCUAGUUAAGAUUGUUUAUCCCCUUUUUUCAUAUUCUCAAGCGUAAUAAUUAAUUCUCUACCUUCUUGUGUGUGGGAAGCUUGGAAAGAGA
This is a messenger RNA of Quercus robur (English oak), 3396 nucleotides long. Its product is annotated as probable LRR receptor-like serine/threonine-protein kinase At1g05700. Lineage: Eukaryota; Viridiplantae; Streptophyta; Magnoliopsida; Fagales; Fagaceae. Gene Ontology annotation, biological process: protein phosphorylation. The record is from RefSeq and is a predicted model, not a curated record. The coding region runs from base 143 to 2818 and encodes 891 amino acids. The transcript has 13 exons. Gene Ontology annotation, molecular function: protein kinase activity; ATP binding; protein binding.